AUGGGGCGUGCUGGUGCGCGGAGCCGAUCUUUAUCUCCCGCUAGCACCAUCCCCAGCUUCGCACUACCGGCGAGGCUCCCGCUAACUAUACACGCCAGUACCACGACCACGUACUUACCGCUACCACGCUGUCCACCAACAGUAUCCAUACUGUAGGUCUUGCUACUGCCUCUAUCUUCACCAUCUUCACCAUCGUCACCGUCCCCCCCGUGCAAUGGAGGACCCCACUACUGUAUCGCUAACCUACCAGAACACUUCGCUACAAGACGUCCAGGUAUGGUCUGCUGGCCCCGCCACUCCGUACUUUUCGCCCUACCACCAUCUUGAUGCAACCGUGCUGCCUACUGCCAUCCCGCUCUACCUAAUCCUGGCUCCUCCCGCUACCAUCUACUCGAACGACGCCAGCACUGCUGAAUUCUUCAAAACUCAUCUCCUCCCAAUAUCGCUAGCAAACGGUCUAGGACUUCUAUUCAAGAGCGACAGCGCCGACCAGUACCUUGUGUUUUACUACGAUGACCAUAUCCGCAUGCUCGUGAUCGACUUUGACGGUUUGAAUAACGCAUUGGCCCUAAUUGAUGUAAAUUCCUCCAUUGCAUCCAAUACCUUCAUCGACACCCGACGAGCUCCCGUGCAAGAGAACACUCUGGUGUUCGACAAGGUUUUGGAGCGAAAGAAGCAGCCCAAUCCGUUCAUUGAGUCGGCCAAACCCAGCACCAACUCGUUGCUGGUGCUCUCGAGCCAGGAACACAUCAACCAGGCGGUCAACAAGGUGAUCCUCUCGGGUUUGCGGAUCAGAGGCCUCUCCACCAGCCUGGGGCACUCUUCCAAUGACAAGUUGACCAUCAAGGAAAUAUACCACAUGACAUAUAAGGCUGCGCUUUUCGGUUUACGAAAGUACAACUACAGUUUCAAUGGGAGUACUAAGAAAAAGAUUACGAUGGACGAUAUCCAGGACGUGGUGGAAAGACUAUUGGAGGUUUUCGUGGAUGUAGUAUAACAUACGGUCACUGGGGAAUAUCAUUCAUGGAGUUUUGGGAAUUUAUAGAACAUUUAGUAACGGUUUUUAAUAGUACGUUUAAUU
Suhomyces tanzawaensis NRRL Y-17324 is the source of this 1081-nucleotide messenger RNA. RefSeq lists its product as uncharacterized. The transcript has a single exon. NCBI's taxonomy places the organism in Eukaryota, Fungi, Ascomycota, Pichiomycetes, Serinales, Debaryomycetaceae. The coding region runs from base 215 to 997 and encodes 260 amino acids. The record is from RefSeq and is a predicted model, not a curated record.